Molecule: messenger RNA, 1449 nt
Organism: Aaosphaeria arxii CBS 175.79
Lineage: Eukaryota; Fungi; Ascomycota; Dothideomycetes; Pleosporales
Exons: 3
Coding region: 1-1449 (482 amino acids)
Biological process (GO): proteolysis
Molecular function (GO): metallodipeptidase activity
Source: RefSeq, a predicted model, not a curated record
AUGGCUGACACGAUGACUACCCCAAACUCCCUGUCGAGGGAGUACGACAACCAAGCACAGGAUAGUAGCCCGGAAUCGAGUAAUGGCCGAGCAAUUGUUCUUCAUCCCAACUCUCGGAAUCAUGGGAUUUGGUCGUUUUCACGAGGCACGAUUAUAACAGCAGCUUUCGCUCUUCUGCUUGGCCCUCUCACAUUUUUCUGGCCGCAGCAGCAGCCUUGCGAUCCAACAGAUUAUGCCGAACGUACCCGGAGAAUCCUCAAACAGACACCUUUGAUUGAUGGCCAUAAUGAUCUCCCAUUGAUGUUUCGAUUGGAGCUGCGAAACCAAAUUUAUGACGAACGGUUCGACUUUAACAAUAGACUUCUUGGCCAUACCGACCUCUCUCGUAUGAGGCAAGGCAUGAUGGGUGGUCAGUUCUGGAGCGUUUUCAUCGAUUGUGAUGCUAAGCAGAAGCACUUCGAGGAUCCAUCGUGGGUCGUUCGAGAUACUCUAGAACAAAUAGACGUAACACAUCGUUUCAUUGAACAAUACCGGAAGGAUUUACAGUUCUGUGAUACUCCAAGUUGUGUCCGUAAGGCCUUUCGAUCCGGCCGCAUUGCGAGCAUGAUAGGCAUUGAAGGUGGGCAUCAACUCGGUAGCAGCAUUGGAAGUGUUCGACAGAUGUAUAGCCUUGGAGCUCGAUACAUGACGCUCACUCAUAAUUGCGACAACGCCUUUGCAACCUCAGCAACUACUGUAGCCACCGGAGGGGUUGAUCAUGGGCUGACCAAACUUGGAAGGGAGGUAAUCGAAGAAAUGAAUCGCCUGGGCAUGAUGGUGGAUCUGUCCCAUGUUUCUCAUCAGACUAUGCGAGAUGUUUUGGGCAUAGCGAAAGCUCCUGUCAUAUUCUCACACUCAGGUGCGUAUCAAACAACACAGCAUCUUCGCAACGUUCCGGACGACGUACUGCGCCAACUCAAAUACAAUGGAGGUGUUGUUAUGGCGGUAUUCCUGAAUGGCUUUCUCAAUAAGGAGAACCCAUCAGCUGCUACAAUCCACGACGUCGUGGAUCAUAUCUUCCACAUUGCGGACGUUUGCGGGUGGGAUUGCGUUGGAAUUGGAGCAGACUUUUUCGGUCCAUCAUUCGCACCUACUGGUCUGGAAGACGUUUCAAAGUAUCCAAAUUUGAUAGAGUUGGUGAUGCAACGCGGUGCAACAGAUUCUCAAGCCCAAUCAUUGGCGGGAGAGAACAUCCUUAGGGUCUGGGAACAGGUGGAGAGAAAAGCCCAGCAGAUUCAAGCCACCGGCAGGAAACCUAUCGAGUCGGAAUAUAGUGAAAGGGAGUGGACUAAAGGGUUUGCAGAAGAUCCCUACAUGCUCAGGGGAAGCCGUGAGAGGCUUGCAGCAGAUGCGCCACCAAUGCCUGAUGUUUACAACACCGGAAAGAAGACUGAUACCUCAGGGCCGUAG